Messenger RNA from Vigna angularis (adzuki bean), 1776 nucleotides. RefSeq lists its product as uncharacterized. Bases 144 to 1019 code for a protein of 291 amino acids. Lineage: Eukaryota; Viridiplantae; Streptophyta; Magnoliopsida; Fabales; Fabaceae. The record is from RefSeq and is a predicted model, not a curated record. The transcript has 2 exons.
CAGAUACAGAGACCCUUUUGGACACAAUGCAGAAGAGUUGGUCCAUGUUGCCAUGAAAUAGAAGCUUCAAGGGAUGGAGUUUUAGAAGAACCACCUCAAGGAAUCAAGAGCCUUUAACCUCACAUUCAACUCAUUGCACGAAAAUGGAUGAACUUUCUACACAAGCAUACUUUCAUCACACCACAAGUGGUUGGGAAAAUAAGGAAUUUUGGAGCAGAGAUGGGCAAGCAAAGCUGAAAACCAAUGUGUUUUUUGCUUCAUUUGACCAAAGGAGCAAACAAGCUUGUGGUGAGAGUGCAUGUACAACACUAGCAGUGUUAAUAGCACACUGGCUUCAUUCAAACCAUAACAUGCCAACACGGACUCAAUUUGAUAGCCUCAUCAAAAGGGGUUCCUCAGAAUGGAUAAGGCUGAGCCACAAUGAUCACUACCUAAAGCUCUUCCCAGAUAAGCAUUUUGAUCUAGAGACAGUCUUGAAAGCCAACAUCAGGCCUGUGGUUGUUCUCCCUCAAAAUUCCUACACAGGAUUUUUCUCCCCUGAGAAGUUUCAGUGCUUGGAAGGAGCCAUGUCCUUUGAUGACAUUUGGGAUGAGAUAACUAGAAAAGAUGAAGAGGUUGAUCAAGAGCCAAGAAUAUACAUAGUGGGUUGGAAUGAUCAUUUCUUUGUUCUGAAGGUGGAUGUUGACGCUUGUUAUGUGAUUGACACUUUGGGGGAGAGGCUUUACGAGGGAUGCCAAAAGGCUUUCAUAAUGAAGUUUGAUGGUUCAAGUUCUAUCCAUGAAAAGAGAAGUAAGAAACAAAGAGGUGAGAUAGUUUGCAGAGGAAAAGAGUGUUGUAAAGAGUUCAUCAAACGCUUUCUUGCUGCUAUACCACUUAGACAACUAGAAGAGGAGAUGAUAAGUAAAGGGAUUGUUUAUAAUCCUUAUUUGCACAGACAAUUGCAGAUUGACUUCCAUUAUAGCUUGUUAUCAUCCUUCCUUUCACCUUCUUCUAUGGGUGAACCUUUGCAACCUACUUAGAUAACAAGACAGUAGAGUAUCUAACUCAACUCAUACCUUGUGAGUCUUGAGAAAUUGAUACAGUUACAAAUCCCAAAAGCACGAUUCUUUGUGUGAAUACAAAAAGUUUAGGUAAAUUAGGUCUUGGGGUUCAUCAGGAUUAAGACAGAUCUCAAGGCUAAGAGUUUUUUGAGUUACUUACAAAAAGAAAUUCACAUUGGAAACUUUCUACUAAUCUUCUCUCAACGGAACGAUAAAUGAAUGGCUCGCAAAAUCUACACCAACCACCACUAGCGACCAACAAUGAACACAAAUAGCAGCACCAACCAACAAUUGGAAACUGCAACUUUCACUCAAUGUUCUCAACGAGACAAAUGUGCGACUUUCUGCGGGUGAACACUCACUCAAAUGCGAGAUAUUGGGAAGGAGAUAGAUUUGGGAACGAAUGUGUUGGGAGCGCGAACUUGUUGAGAGGUGAAAAGUUUAAACUCUGUAAGUUUGAAUUGAAGAAUGGAGGCUUAUGAUUCCCCCAAACUACACUCAUCAAAGAAAAUCCCAAAAUAAAAUAAAAAAAUUGCAUGUACGCUUCCACGUCUGUUUGUAAAAAUGGGGAGCAGGAAGCAACCUUAGUCAAAACAUCAUUGUAUUAUAUACUGGUAUUAAAAGACAAUUUUGGGUAUGUGGGCAAGAGCAGAAAAGUUAAAAUUUGGAUUUUGAAAAUCGUGAUUGUGAUUUGUUUGAUAAUGUUAAGAGGUUAAAUAUAUUUUUAAUUUUUAAA